ACGGAAGUAUACGUUUUGCUCUGCCUUUGAUGUGUGUUCAUAGUGCACUAUAAAAUUCUUCGGUUUUAUCUUUUAAAUCACCAACGCUCAAACAAGAGCAUAAUUGGGUGAUUCACAAACACACCUGGGAAUUACUUUACGACAGUUAAUUUUUUCUUGUUUUUUGUAUCAACUUUCUUAAGUGGAGAAAAAAGGGGGUUUACAAACACAAUAAAAUUGUGUCAUUUAAAUUUCAUAAAAAGUUUUGGGGAAAUAUGUGGAAUUAUAAAUGGCCAACCUCACUUUCCCCCUCAAAAAAAAAAUACAUGUGCUCCAAAAAUGUUUUUUACUUGUCGAACGGGACUUCUUAUCACACAGAGUUAAAGGAUGAAUUUGCUGCCAAAGAAUACAAGUAUCACCGCUUUCUUGAGCCUGAGUUAAAGAAACUGACUGGUGGCGAGGAAAGCUAAAGAGAAAAAUGGAACGUAUCAGUAGUAGCUGGAGGAAUAUGUGUCUUUUAAAGCAAAAUCAUGAAAUAUGGGUGAGAUUUCCAAUUAAGAAAAAUGGAGAAGCCUACACAGUGUAUUUUCCACCAUUUAACUUUGGUGAUGGCUAUCUGUUAGCAGUAGAAGCCACGAUUGUAUCGGAGAAAUUCUAUAUAUACCUGAAGCGUCUCCCUUGGAAUUUUGAUCAGUUUCUGCCGCCUUUUGUGAAAAGAGUUACUUUUAUAAUAGAACUUCCAGAAAGAAUGGAAAUCGAUUCGUUUUCUUCCGAUUUAACACCGAUCGGUAAAAGGAGCCGAAUUGGAACUGGAAGAAAGGUGAAAUUACCGUAUGAGGAGCCAUUUAUCUACGUGAAAAUAGGUUUGGACGAACCGUAUGAAGAUAUACAACAUUAAACUAUUUCCAAUGUAAAUUCUUUUGUAAAGUAUAGCGUGUGUUACCAUGUAUGUUCUUUUAUACCUCCAUGGUGUAAUACCGUAGUUAAUUUACAGUCAGUUGGGGUUCUGGAUUGUUUGAAUUUGUCAUCUUACAGCGUUAUUUUUUUUCAGUUUAUUAAAAUUUAGUCUGAAACGUCAAAGUAUUUAAGCAACAUUUAGCCUAAGCAAAUACAAUUAGCAAAUAUUAAACAAAAAAAAACAGUUGAUUGUUUUAGUAAAAGUUUGUGUCACUUUUUGUUAACCAGGUCACUAUUUUUAAUUUUUGUAACUAGUAUAACGGACUAGUUGGUAGUCCGUAAAAAAAUCAGUUCUAUACAUAUCGAAUAUUUCGUGCUUCCGUAGCACGACGAUUGGGCAGACAGACAGAAUACGGCUUUCUUGAUAUAGAGAUUUGAUAUUGGAAACGUAGCUAGGAUGAACAAACAGAUUUAUAGAAUUAUUCUUUUUGUUGUAACUUAGCAACGCAUAAUGUACACGGAUUAGUGACAAAUAAACAGUGCUCCUAGGGAAA
Messenger RNA from Hydractinia symbiolongicarpus, 1430 nucleotides. RefSeq lists its product as uncharacterized. NCBI's taxonomy places the organism in Eukaryota, Metazoa, Cnidaria, Hydrozoa, Anthoathecata, Hydractiniidae. The coding region runs from base 458 to 877 and encodes 139 amino acids. The record is from RefSeq and is a predicted model, not a curated record. The transcript has 2 exons.